CGUGACCGUGGGCCUGCCGUGGGCUGUGGUUGAGACGAAAACGCCCGAGAAGGAAUACGGAACCCACCCAGACUUGCACCCGCCAUCCCCCGGCUGCCUCCGAUACCCCGCCCCCGCGGCCUCCGGCUUCGUAUGGUGUACGCCGAGGCCGCCAUUACGCACGCGGAAUAACCGUCUCCCAACCGCCGCGCCAACCCCACGGCCUCGCAGUACUCACUGCAUCCGCAGCAACGCCCCUCACUGGGCCCUGGCCUCUUACCUCCUCCGUACCGCCCGUAACGCGACAUGAUGCUGGCCCGCGAGCUCGGCGCUUUCCGCUCGCAGUGCCCAGGGAGCGAGGAAUACAAAAGCUGCGAAACCCAGUGAGUGGCCAACGGUCCCGGCGGCACUACGAGGAAGAGUCUGGGUUCGCGCUUAUAUACGCGGCGGCGGCUUCUCUCUGCGCAUGCGUCAUCUCGACGUUCUGCGCGGCACAAAGGAGCUGGGCGGAAACAGCGGAGGGGCGGCGCGGAGGGAACUGAAGGGGCUAAGACGCUGGGAACGGGCGGAGGGAUACGUUUCCAUGGGAACGCCAGACCUCGCCGGUACACUACACCGGCCUUACGAAAGGCUGUAAAAUUUAACCGCUGAUGUUGCAGCUGUCGCCGCCUUUCUGCGGGGGGACCUGGCUUAGACUGCUGCUCAGUCGUCUCCGGGGCUCAUCAGAGGUAAUCGGGAGUUUGGCCAGGAUGAGAAUAUUCUAAUGCUGCACCCACACUAUUAGUUUGUCUGCCUCCGUUGUAACAGCGACACCUCAGGCUGUAGAAGAAGUGAGCUCAGUUGGGAGAGCAGGAGCUACCCUCAUUGCGGCCACAUCACUCCCUGUCAGAUACUGCCCAUCUCUAAAGUAAGGAAGCAAAUAUGUCACUUACUCUAAGUAAAAGAGAAAAUGAUAAGGAGAAUGUCUUUACAUCAUUUACUCUAAGUAAGGCAGAAAGUGAUGAGGACAAAUUUGAAGAUGCCUAUGAAACUAUCCCUGUGGCAACAACAAUGAAUCUAAUGUCUUCCUUAGAAGAAUGCACAACUGGAUUGUAUUUAUUUCUAAAUAAUAGAUUCAAAGAGGCCAUAGAUCUUAUUCAUCCAUGGUCAAAAAAAAGUAUAUACCAUGCUCUAAUUUAUAAUAUCCUUAUGGUUGUUAAGGCCAUCUUGACUUUUGACCCACUGGAUAUACAGAUUGGAAUGACUACCACAAAGGAAGCUUUGAAAACCUGCAAUGGUUUCCGAAGAAAAUCUAGGAUGACAAGUUUUUCUCAUCUAGUGAAUAAACAGGGAAUAAAGGCUAUCAAAGAAGAGGAAUUGCAUGCAGAAGUCUGCUAUGCUGAGUGCUUGAUUCUGAAAUCCACUGUAACGUUUAUACAAGACGACAGUAUGUUUGCUUUCCUUAAAAGUGCAAUCAACAUCGGGUUAAGUUAUCAAAUAUACAAAGACUGUCAACAAGUAUUAACACAGAUACCUAACAACCAGAGCAAAACCUACAGACAUCUGGUUGGAGGAGUAAAAUUUGGACUUGGAGCAUUCAAUCUGAUAUUAUCACUUGUGCCACCAAAGACCCUUAAACUACUCAAUAUUGUUGGAUAUUCUGGUGAUAGAGACGUGGGCUUGACUUUGCUUUAUGAGAGUGCAUCUGAAUCCCAUAUAAACAAUAUCUUAAGUGUUCUAACUCUACUCUUUUAUUACAGUUAUAUCUUUGUAGCUUUUGGUGUUGAAAAGGGUCACAGUUCUGCUGUAGAGGACCUCUUCCUAAUCUACCUCCAGAAAUUUCCAAACUGUGUCAUACUUAAAUUUUUUCAUGCACGUUUUAGUAUGCUGAAAGGAAAUUUUAAAAAUGCACAGUUAGUAUUAGAGCAAUGCAUUUUUAUUCAAAAUGAAUGGAAGCAGUUUCAUCACCUCUGUUAUUGGGAACUCAUGUGGUGCCAUGUUUUUCUGCGGAAUUGGAAGCAGGCUUACCACUAUGCUGACCUACUGUCUCAUAAGAGCAGGUGGUCCAAGACAAUAUAUGUAUACAGUAAAGCUAUGCUACUCGCCUUGCUUCCUUCUGAGUCUGUCAAAUCAGAGAGUGAGGACCUAAACUCUCUCUUCUUAAAAGUGGAUAGCCUGAGAAUCAAAAUUUUAGGAACUUCUGUGCCAAUAGAAAAGUUUGUUGCUGAGAAGGGCCAGCGCUAUGGCACUACUACAGGCUGGUUUACUGCACAGCCCAUCCUGGAAUUCAUUUAUGCCUGGAGUGGUUUCCGAGUCAUGAGUAAAAAACUAGACCUUAUUUCAAGCUGGUUAUCAAUAAUUAAUAGAGGAGAAGACCUUUUACGAGAAAAUCCAAAUAAAGAGUAUGGCACAGAUGACAUAAGUUUGUUAAAUUUACUGAAAGGUCUAUGCCUGAAACAUUUAGGCAGAUAUUCGACAGCUGAGCAUUACUUUAAUCGUGUCAUUCAAAAGGAGAAGUUGUUAAAAUAUGACCACUAUUUGGUGCCAUACACUUAUUACGAACUAGGAAUUCUUCACUACCUAAAAGGAGAUUAUGAGAGUGCAACAAAAAACCUAGACAACAUAAAAAACUACAAAGACUAUUCCAUGGAAGCCCGAUUACAGUUUAGGACUCACAUAGCUCUUGAACAAAUAGCUAAAGAAAAGCGAUGGUCUUGACACAAACCAAACAAAGUGUGGUUUUGUUUAUUAUGAGUGAAGUAUCUGCAAUCAGCAAGGUAAUUAGCAGUCAAAAAAUUAUUUCUUUGUUGAAGAAAUCCAAGAAGAGGCAGCUGCUAAGAAUCUGAUCAGUAACAAGAAAGGAAUUGGCCAUUACUUUUCCCUCUUUCCCUCUCCUUACCUAUAAAAUGGAAUGUCUUAGACUGGCAAA
This is a messenger RNA of Canis lupus familiaris (dog), 2887 nucleotides long. RefSeq names its product tetratricopeptide repeat protein 39B-like (gene TTC39D). The coding region runs from base 901 to 2676 and encodes 591 amino acids. Gene Ontology annotation, biological process: regulation of cholesterol efflux; negative regulation of cholesterol storage; regulation of cholesterol metabolic process. NCBI's taxonomy places the organism in Eukaryota, Metazoa, Chordata, Mammalia, Carnivora, Canidae. The record is from RefSeq and is a predicted model, not a curated record. Gene Ontology annotation, molecular function: protein binding. The transcript is spliced from 3 exons.